Messenger RNA from Ilex paraguariensis (yerba mate), 344 nucleotides. The record is from the annotation of a GenBank genome assembly. NCBI's taxonomy places the organism in Eukaryota, Viridiplantae, Streptophyta, Magnoliopsida, Aquifoliales, Aquifoliaceae.
UUUGUUUUGGCCUUCUCAGAAGCAAACUCAUGGUGAAUUCCUCCAUGGGUUUGAGGGGGCAUAUUAACAGAAUUUUGGGUAUCACUCAAUUAGCUUAUCGUGUGGAAUUAGCAGCAGUCCAACAACAAAGAAGUAGUUCAGUAGCAUUACAGUUGAAGUACAACACUAGCACUCCUAAGUUAGUUACAGGAGAUGAUGAGCUAUCCAAACAGAAUUGUGUUGCUCAAUAUUUAUUCAUGGUAAUGGGCAGGCGGUGGGUGAGAGAGCCUUGGGUGAUUGUUGGGUUGGGAGGGUUUUGGGUGGGUGGUGCAGACUGGAGAGGGAGAGAAAGAGAGGAUUAUUGA